Messenger RNA from Fimicolochytrium jonesii, 850 nucleotides. RefSeq lists its product as uncharacterized. NCBI's taxonomy places the organism in Eukaryota, Fungi, Chytridiomycota, Chytridiomycetes, Spizellomycetales, Powellomycetaceae. The transcript has a single exon. The coding region runs from base 70 to 702 and encodes 210 amino acids. The record is from RefSeq and is a predicted model, not a curated record.
AACAAAAGGCUGCGGGAGGGGACCCAAGUCAGUCACAUUACCUUUCCCGUUUUUCUGAGCGUUGCCGUCAUGGGUACGGAAAUGCUGGCGGCCCCGAGAUCCAGACGACCCAACAACGCGGAGGACCCCUAUUCCUCCGUGCAUUUUGCACAGGGGGGACUGACUCUCUUCCCCCUUCUCUCCUUUUUUGGAGGCCAUGAAAGACUUGGUACGAUGGUAGGCUGCUGCGUAGCCGAAAGGGCCAGGAUACUCUUCCGCUGCCAUGAUUCUUUUGUCACACCUACGGGAUUGACACCGUGUACAAUUGCAAAAAGCUACAAGCAACACUUCGCUCAUUCUCCUUCCUCGGGGUUUCAUAGCCCCACCACGACGAUUCUCCCGCCAUGCGCAAUCCCAUCUGACCCGUCCGACCCUCCGCGUUCUUCCCAAAGCGUGUUCGGAAAGAUGCUGGCGGCCUCCAAAAUCACCAGCGGGGGGGUGAAUGCUAACGACGAAAACUGCCCACCCUUUGCCGCUGGCACCUCCAGCCGGGAUGGGGUUCGUGUUUCGGCGGCCGCUGUCUCUAACGGGCUCGCGGCUCGCGGCUGGCACGUACCUGAGGGGUGCGAUGGGUGUGAAACAGUGCUUUUCAAGGGGACGAUGUGCGCCAGAUGCAGGUUCGAGUUUGCGACUAGGUACCGCGGAUACGACUUGGGCGAAUAAGGGGUUCCUCUUGUAUCCAGGUGGAUCGCCCUCAGGGGCGGCGACCUGUCCUAUGCUGAUGUGGUGCAGCUUGGCGAUUUUGGAUUGCGAUGCAGGUUUGUGAGGGUCGAAGCUCGAACGCGUCGAUUCACGCGUCAGGAUCGUCCUU